Triticum turgidum subsp. durum (durum wheat) is the source of this 1473-nucleotide messenger RNA. NCBI's taxonomy places the organism in Eukaryota, Viridiplantae, Streptophyta, Magnoliopsida, Poales, Poaceae. The record is from the annotation of a GenBank genome assembly.
AUGGAAAUGGACAAGCACGGUCGACCUCUGCUUGCUCUGCUUUCGCUACUCCUCUGCAUCUCCCUGCUCCGGGCCAGCUCGGCGGCUUCCGUCACCGCCGGCAACCCCGACGGCACGGAGCUCUGGGGAUUCGUCGAAGUCCGACCAAAGGCCCACCUGUUCUGGUGGUACUACAAGAGCCCCCAGAGGGUGUCGACGCCGUCCAGGCCAUGGCCGACCGUCCUCUGGCUACAGGGCGGUCCCGGAGCGUCGGGGGUGGGCAUCGGCAACUUCAUGGAGAUCGGGCCCCUCGACGUCAACCUGAAGCCUCGAAACUCGACGUGGCUGCAGAAGGCCGACCUCAUCUUCGUGGACAACCCUGUGGGGGUCGGGUACAGUUACGUUGAGGACGACAGCCUGCUGGUGACGACUGACUGGCAGGCGGCCACGGACGCCACCACGCUGCUCAAGGCGCUCGUCAAGGAGCUGCCCACCCUGCAGCAGGGGAGCCCCCUCUUCCUUGUCGCCGAGUCCUACGGCGGAAAGUACGCGGCCACACUCGGCGUCUCCGUCGCAAGGGCCGUCCGUGCCGGCGACCUCAAGAUCAAGCUCGCAGGCGUCGCGCUCGGGGAUAGCUGGGUCUCGCCGGAGGAUUUCACGCUCGCUUACGCGCCGCUGCUCCUGGAGGUUUCGAGGCUCGACGACAACGCCGGCGACGCCGCCAAGAAGAAGGCGGCGACGGUGAAGGAGCAAAUCGCGGCCGGGCGGCUGGCCGACUCGCAGGGGUCGUGGUCGGAGCUGUUGGAUUUCAUUGACUCCAAGAGCGCCAGCGUCGACAUGUACAAUUUCCUGCUCGACGCCGGCAUGGACCCGGUGGCGGCGGACCUACCGGCGACCUCGUCGGCUCCGACGACGUCGAGCAACGCGCAAGUGAUGAAGUACUCGACGUACCUCGGCGGCAGCCAUGAGGAAGCCGGCUCCAACACCACCAACACCCUCGGCGGCAUCAUGAACGGGGUCAUCAAGGAGAAGCUCAAGAUCAUCCCCAAAGACCACGAGUGGCACGAGCUGUCCGAUCCCGUCUACAACGCGCUGGUCAACGACUUCAUGAAGCCACGGAUCGACGAGGUUGACGAGCUGCUGUCUUACGGUGUAGAUGUCACGGUUUAUAAUGGCCAGAUGACCCAACUUUAUGAAGCUCGACGUGAUUUGCUCGACCAAGGGCGCGGAGGCAUGGGUGCAAAAGCUCAAAUGGGACGGGCUGAAGAACUUCCUGAGCCUGCCGCGGCAGCCUCUGUCCUGCGGAUCAUCCAAGGUCACCAAGGCCUUCGUCAGGUCCUACAAGAACCUGCAUUUCUACUGGAUCCUCGGCGCUGGCCACUUCGUGCCUGCCGACCAGCCUUGCAUUGCGCUGAGCAUGAUCGCUGGCAUAACCCACUCUCCAGCCGGCUAGGUGAGGAGGAGGACCCGGAUCAGAUCCUGUCUGCCGGGUAG